This is a messenger RNA of Peromyscus eremicus (cactus mouse), 2400 nucleotides long. RefSeq names its product DNA-directed RNA polymerase III subunit RPC1-like. Bases 1 to 621 code for a protein of 206 amino acids. Gene Ontology annotation, molecular function: DNA binding; DNA-directed RNA polymerase activity. The transcript is spliced from 4 exons. The record is from RefSeq and is a predicted model, not a curated record. NCBI's taxonomy places the organism in Eukaryota, Metazoa, Chordata, Mammalia, Rodentia, Cricetidae. Gene Ontology annotation, biological process: DNA-templated transcription.
AUGGCCGUGUGUGGCUCCAAAGAAGAGGAAGCGGCACGUGCGGCGCUGUACGGUGGCCCGAGGGACAGCGGCUGCUCUCUGAGCUCUAAAUCCAGCAGUGCCCGGGAAGCUGCAGCGACAGUGGUUUCUGUAGUCCGAGCCUGGAGAAGGGCGCCCGGCAGCCGGCACCAUGGUGAAGGAGCAGUUCCGGGAGACGGAUGUAGCCAAGAAAAUGAGAACUUGAAUCCCUUAGUUGUUCUGAAUUUGUUUAAGCGCAUCCCCGCUGAAGAUGUCCCUUUACUUCUGAUGAACCCAGAAGCUGGAAAGCCCUCUGAUUUGAUUCUCACCCGACUUUUGGUGCCUCCCUUGUGUAUCAGAUCCUCUGUCGUGAAUGAUUUGAAGUCAGGAACCAAUGAAGAUGACUUGACAAUGAAACUGACAGAGAUCAUUUUCCUAAAUGAUGUUAUUAAAAAGCACCGGAUCUCAGGAGCCAAGACGCAGAUGAUCAUGGAGGACUGGGAUUUCCUGCAGCUGCAGUGUGCCGUCUACAUCAACAGUGAGCUCUCUGGCAUCCCCCCUCAACAUGGGCCCCAAGAAGUGGACUGGAGGCUUUGUCCAGCUCCUGAAGGGGAAGCAGGGUAGGUUCCUGACAAGAUCUACCUACCAUUGUUACCUACUGAGGGAAUAUAUGUCUGUUCAGAUCCCCAGAAACAGCACAGGGCAUGUUAUGGAACUUAUGGUGUUUUUGAUUUUAAAUUGAUUUAGAGGUAAUCUGUCAGGGAAAAGGGUGGAUUUUUCUGACCAAAUAGUCAUCUCACCUGACCCCAACCUCCUGAUUGCUGAAGUAGCUGUGCCAGUUCAUGUGGCCACAAUUCUAACUUUUCCUGAGAAGAUAAAUACCAUUCAGCUGCCCAGUUCUUUGUUUCCAAUCCAGUAUUUCCAUUUUGAUAGUUCGUGCUACAUAUAGAGGCAAGUCCCCAGAAACCCACACAGCUUUGUGAAAAUAUCUCAUUCCACUUUGUUUAUGUUUUUUUUUUUUAAAUGAGUGCUCUGUCUGCAUGUACAUCUGCAUGCCAGAAGGGGACAUCAGAACCCAUUAUAGAUGGUUGUGAGCUACACUGUGGUUGCUGGGAAUUGAACUUAGGACCUCUGGAAGAUCAGCCAGUACUCUUAACUGCUGAGCCAUCUCUCCAGCUCAUUCUACUUUGUUAAACACACACAACCUCUGUAACAUCUACACUGGUACAGUCAUAGCUGUAGCUGGAGGUUGUUGGGUUUUCAUUUGUUUGUUGAAGAGGUAGAGAUCCAGCCUGGGACCAUGUGGGCCAGGCAUGUAAGCACUGGACCACUGACCUACACCCUGCUCCACAGACCAUAAAUGGAAUCUCACUGACCCUAAGGAGACAAUUCUUGUAAAAUAGCUAUAUUCAAUAAUAGGUUUAUUUUUAAGUGUUCUUGGUUUUUGUUUGUUUGUUUGUUUGUUUGUUUGAGACAAGGUCUCUCUCUAUGUAACUGUCUGUCCUGGAACUUACUAUGUAGAACGAGGUGGCUUUGAACUGACAGAGCUCUGCCUGCCUCUGCCUCUCAAAGGCCUGUGCCACCAUGCCUGGCUCAACUUUUUAAGUUUUUAAAGGGGUGAUGGAUAAAGUACUUAAGUUACUAUCUUUGUAUUCUGAUCUUAUUUUUAGUGUAUGUGUGUGCACACAUGCAUGAGUGUGAGUGCACAUGUCCUAGAGUGUGCAUGUGGAGGUCAAAGGACAAAUUUCAGGAGUCAGUUCUUCCCACACUGAGUUCUACUGAUGGAGCUUAGGUCCUCAAACCUGCUGGCAAGUGCUUUUACCAAACCAAUGAGCCAUCUCACCAGCUCUUACCAUAUCGCUGUCAGUUAGAGACAGGUGCAAAAGAAAAAAGAAAGCAUUUUUAUAUCUGCAAAAGAAUCUGCUGUUUGCUUUUAUGCAUUUUAAUUUUCUUUUUUCCCUAAUGUUAGAGAUGAAACUGGGGCCUCAUAGCUGGGAGGUCAACUGACCUCAUCCUAAGCCCAUUCAGCAGUGUUUUAAAACAAAAGGGCAUGCCCAUCUACCUCAGGCUUUCCCCACACACCAAACCCACUCAGUCCAUGAUCAGUUCAGUCAGUGUCACCUAGCCAUUCUGGUUUUCAUAGUUUGGUGAUGGGAGCAUUUGAGAUGAGUGACAGUUUUUGGGGUGUUGUCUUUGAAAUGAUUCUUGUAUCAUGCUUGCUGUUUAUUAAUGCAUCCAUUUCACAUUCUAUGCUGCAGCUUUUUUCCCUAUUGACAAUACUUUCAACACCUUUGUUAGUUUAAUCCUCACAUUCUAAAGUAUUUCACUGAAAUCAUUUUCCUGAAGUGUUAUUUAAAAAUAUUUAAUAAAAUAAGCAGUGCUCCAAUUUGUUUGUACAUUUUG